Molecule: messenger RNA, 2266 nt
Organism: Manihot esculenta (cassava)
Lineage: Eukaryota; Viridiplantae; Streptophyta; Magnoliopsida; Malpighiales; Euphorbiaceae
Exons: 2
Coding region: 361-2007 (548 amino acids)
Source: RefSeq, a predicted model, not a curated record
AUCCCAAAUGCUGAAACGCAGCGUUGCAAUCGGCUUCACCAUCGCUCAAAAAUCUCCCCACUCUCUCGCAGUAGUUCUAGCGUAGGCGAAGGAGCAACAGCGCUUUGUUUCCUGAAAAUUAUAGCUCAGAGACAAAUACCCUUUACUUCUCUGACGUCCAUCUCGUCUCCAUUGCCUUUCUCUCACUUUUUUUUUCUCCAAUCCACUGAUAUUAUUCAACACCCAUUUCUUGAACUAAAAGCUCAAAGUGCCACUCUGUUUAGAUCCAACCCAGUUGUGAUGCUUUGAUUCUUGACCAAAAACUAGCAAAACCCACUGUUGUUGUUCUUAGAGGAUAACAAGUGAUAUAGCUUUUUGAGAAUGGGAGUUUUGAUUGAGUCCUGGUGCUUUUGCAAAGGAGUGGGCAAGUCGGAGAGAAUGAAGGCCGCCAUUUUCUCCAGUAAGGGCCCCGCUAUGGCCACAAUCUCCUGCUCCAGCAAUGGAGCAUUCGGCACCGGAUUCCUGAUCCACCGGAAUCUCCUCUUGACUACUCAUGUUAAUAUUCCUUCUGUUGCUGCUGGUGAGAGUUCGGAGAUCCGGCUCCAAAAUGGCGUCGCUGCUAGCCUCGUCCCUCACAGGUUUUUCAUAACCAGUUCUGUUCUGGAUCUUACAAUAGUGGGUUUAGACGACAUGGAUGGAGACUCCAGUGCCCAAGGUCAACAGCCUCACUACUUGAAGACAUGUUCAAAGCCAAAUCUGGAUCUGGGCAGUGUUGUUUACUUCUUGGGCUACACGGAGAAGGAAGAACUGACCAUUGGUGAGGGAAAGGUGGUAAUAGCCACUGACAAUCUUAUAAAACUGUCAACUGAUGGAAUAAUAUGGAGCCCUGGAUCUGCUGGAUUUGAUGUACAAGGAAAUCUUGCUUUCAUGAUCUGUGAUCCUAUGAAAUUAGCCACAUCUCCAAAUACCAAAUCUUCUUCGACUUCAUCUUCAUCCUCCACAUCAUUGAAGAAGGAUUCUCCUACGCAAUUUGGUAUCCCAAUUCCCAUCAUCUGUGAUUGGUUAAACCAGCAUUGGGAAGGCAACCUUGAUGAACUUACCAAACCCAAAUUACCAAUCAUUAGAUUGAUGUCCACGGGCCAGAAGAGUGAGCAUUCUUGUGCUUCCUUCACACUCCGUCCAGUUUUUAAGUCAACGGAUGUGGAUAAUGAUGGAACCCCUUCGUCAUCAAAUACAAUCUCUAAACCUGGGGACCAACAUGGACCGGGUUGUUCUGGAGUGGCAAACAUUGCAGAAGAAGAAAACAUAACCACUGAACCUCAAGCAGUCCACGUACAGGGAAUCUUGACUCCAGAAAUUUAUGAGUCACGAAAGCUGACUGCAGCUCCUAUUAGGAAAAAGGAAAGCUCCCAAGUUCAGCUUUUGGAUAUUAAUUUCCCCCCAAGGACCAAAGCUACCGUUCAACCACCACACAACCAGCUGCCCCCUAACUCUGAUGAGAAUUGUGUCAAGGAACUUCCUCUGCAGAGCCCUUCAGGUGGAGAUCAGAUCUCAGAUACAGGAAUUGAUUGUCCUGAAGCAGAUCCUGAGAUUGCAUCUACUGGUUCUGUAAAUGGGCCCCAAAGCGAGGUCCAGUCUAGUUCGUCACCACUGGAGGUUUCAGAGAUGCAUAAUGGAUAUAGCAGCGAGGAAGAAACCAUGUACUCUGCAGAAACUGCUGAGAGCCGAAACUAUCCAAGUCCUAGAGAGGGAAGAUUUCAGCACAUGGGAAGGAGCCAAAGUUGUGUGAGUCACAAUAGGUGGGGAAAUGCUGCCCAUAGGAAUCCAGCAGCCCGUCGGGCAAUACUAGAACAGCAGAGAAGCCUCAUCCAUGGAAGAAAGAUGCAUUCGCAAGGCGCAACGUCUCAAAGGAGUAACGACUACUUCAGUCCAACUGUGUCUUCAAGAAUGAAGAAGCGAAACAACUCGGAACAGCCAACCAAACCAAAGCAAAGUGCUGUUCAUUCUUCUCCAAGAUGGGUAUUCUGAUUAUUCUAGGUUCAUGAGAUAACCAAAAGGGAUCAAAAGAAAUCUCAUGUUUGUUUUGUUUGGAUGAUGUCCAUUCAAUUGCAUAUAGUGUCUAACUAAUUUAUUGAUACCAUGGGGAGACCAAAUCUAAGGUAAAUAAGAAAAAAAAUUCAAGAAUGGUAGCUUUGGUCAGGGGUUCAAGUGUAUAAUUUGUACACAAUUGAAUUCCUAGUUGACAGUGCUUAAAGGUUUGAUGGACAAUUACACUGGUUUAGAAAUC